UCCUCAAGUUCAAGAUCCGCUAAACUCAGUAGGAACUAUGGAGAAGCCAAAGUUCAAGACUGUCCAAGAGGUUGUUGCAGCUGGCGGAGGACUACCGGAUAGAUAUCUCCAAGCACCCACCGGCGACGACAAAGGCCAACCUCUUAAUGGUCCGGUGCCGGAGAUGGAUAUUCAGGCCAUUGAUCUCAGUCUUCUCCUCACUUCUUCUGAAGCCGGUAGAGAAGAGUUGAGUAAGCUUCACUCGGCUCUCUCUACAUGGGGCGUCGUUCAGGUGAUGAAUCAUGGAAUCACAGAAGCGUUUCUUGACAAGAUUUACAAGCUGACCAAGGAGUUCUUUGCACUGCCGACAGAAGAGAAGCACAAGUACGCAAGAGAGAUUGGUAGUAUCCAAGGAUAUGGGAACGACAUGAUUCUGUGGGAUGAUCAAGUUCUUGAUUGGAUCGACCGUUUGUAUAUUACUACUUACCCUGAAGAACAGAGACAGCUUAAGUUCUGGCCUGAACUCCCUGUCGGAUUCAGGGAAACUUUACAUGAAUACUCAAUGAAGCAACAUUUAGUGAUCAAGCAAGUUUGUAAAGCCAUAGCAAGAUCAUUGGAAUUGGAAGAGAACAGCUUUCUAGACAUGUGUGGAGAAAAUGCUACGCUGGAUGCAAGAUUCAACAUGUAUCCUCCAUGUCCAAGCCCAGACAAGGUUAUUGGGGUUAGACCGCACGCUGAUAAGUCGGCUGUCACUCUUCUCUUGCCCGACAAAAAUGUCGAAGGUCUUCAGUUCCUCAAAGAUGGCAAGUGGUAUAAAGCUCCAUUUGUCUCUGAUACAAUUCUGAUCAUUGUUGGAGAUCAGAUGGAGAUAAUGAGCAAUGGGAUCUACAAGAGUCCUGUUCAUAGAGUGGUGACGAAUAGAGAAAAGGAAAGGGUAUCUGUGGCUAUAUUUUGCAUUCCCGGUGUAGACAAAGAGAUUCAGCCUGUAGAAGGGCUUGUGUCUGAUGCAAGACCGAGAUUGUAUAAGCCAGUUACGAACUAUGUGGAGCUCUUAAACACGUACUAUCUCCAGGGUCUACGACCAAUAGCAGCUUCAUUGAUCUAAUCGUACUUUUAAAGUCUCAUUUUGGUUUCACAAAUGAAUCUGUUUCUUUCAUUAUAAGAAUAUUAUCAUUGCUAUGUUUGUUGGAAUGUGAGACUACAUUCUGUUGUGGUACAACUUUGAGACAAUAAAGAGCGUCUUAAGUCCC
Capsella rubella is the source of this 1229-nucleotide messenger RNA. RefSeq names its product protein SRG1. The transcript is spliced from 4 exons. Lineage: Eukaryota; Viridiplantae; Streptophyta; Magnoliopsida; Brassicales; Brassicaceae. Bases 38 to 1084 code for a protein of 348 amino acids. The record is from RefSeq and is a predicted model, not a curated record.